ACGUUGCCGUUGCAUCACUAUGCUACACCGACAUAUCGCGAAUGCGCUCAAAUAUUUUGGGGACAGUAAUUUGACAGUUUUGUUUGUGACUCCGCCUCCGUUAUGGCUGAACUUUCUAUAGAGUCCUAGCAUGCUGUCAAGUAAAAGCAGAGAAUGAGUUGCAUACGGACAUUUCGCUGAUUGUUCACUUGCGGGGUAGCCAUCGGCUCCAAGAACUGAGGGGGGUCACCAUAUGUCCCGGGAGAAGUUCAAGCCACAACACCUGAACUUGAGGAAAGUGACAAAAAGCCGCGACACGUAAAAAGAUAAUCCCCAAAUUAACACAGCGAUGGCAAAACCAGAGGAUGCCUACAAUCCAGGGAGCUUAAAUGACAUCUAUAUCUCAAAACGAAGUAUCAGGAAGGCUUUCAUCAGCAAAAGGCACUAUCUCCCUCAUAAAGCCCAAGAGAAAGAGAGUAACAGCAGCCUCGGAGGAGCUCCUGGCGUCUUCACACUGUCCGGUGAGCAGGAGGAAACCAGCUCGUCCAUGGCUUGCUGUCCCGAUUUGCUGCUCUGCAUUAAGACCGAGCCUGUGGAGUGUUACCUGUCCGACAAGUUCUCCGAGCUCUCCCCAAGAGACCAGUCACCGGUCGAGCCGAAGCCGUGUUUAACCGUCUGGUCCGGCGGCAGUGAGAUGGCCACAGAGUCCCGUGAACUGAGUGACACGUCCAGAGUAAUGCGUCCCCGCAAAGCAAAGCAACGCAAAAAUCAAGCAAAGAUGAAGAAACAUCGCAAGAGUUUUGACCACUCAGAUGAACAGGAUGAGGGCUUAAAUGAUGACGAAAGCCCCCAGAUAGCCCAGGGCAACGAUGAUGAUGAUGAUGAUGAUGACGAUGAUGACGAUGAUGGCGCGGCGUCAGACGGGCGCGUGGAAGAGGACAAAGGAAAGGAAGGACCAAAAGUUCAGCCGAAGGAGGCGAGCAAAGCGGACGACAAGGCAUGCCUCAUCUUCCCGGCCAUGAAGAAGCGCGGGGUGGAGGGCGACAUGGAAAACCGGCCCUACAAGUGCACGCACUGCAACUGGGCGUUCACCAAGUCCAGCAACCUGGUGAGCCACAUCCGCACGCACAGCGGCCUGAAGCCGCACGUGUGCGACCUGUGCGGGAAGGCCUACUCGCACCAGGGCACGCUGCAGCAGCACAAGCGGCUGCACACGGGCGAGCGGCCCUACCACUGCCCCUUCUGCGAGAAGACCUACAUCUGGUCCUCCGACUACCGCAAGCACAUCCGCACGCACACCGGCGAGAAGCCGUACAUCUGCGAGACCUGCGGCAAGGACUUCGUCCGAUCGUCCGACCUGCGCAAGCAUGAGCGUAACAUGCACUUCAACAACAAGCCCUUCCCGUGCACCAAGUGCGGCAAGACCUUCAACAAGCCGCUAUCGCUGCUGCGCCACGAGCGCACGCACCUGGGCAAGCGCCCCUUCGUGUGCCCCGAGUGCGGCAAGGCCUUUGCCAUGCCCAGCCGCAUGAUGGAGCACCGCAAGGUGCACAGCGGCGUGCGGCCGUACGUCUGCCACAUCUGCAGCAAGGCUUUCACCAAGUCCUCCAACCUGCUGGAGCACCAGUCCGUGCACAGCGGCUUCCGGCCGCACAAGUGCGGCGAGUGUGGGGUGGCCUUUGCCAUGGCCUCACGCUUGGUCCGACACCAGCGGGUGCAUACUGGGGAGUAAGCCAAAAAAAGCACCCCGGUGUCAGCAGCAACAAGAAUUCAAUGUCGUGAGAAAACAAAACAGAGCGCAUCGUAGCAAACGCAAGUGCCAAAGAAUCUUCAGGGAAAGUCCGACAAUCACAGGAACAGAGCUUUAAAGACUGAAUAUUUAAUAGACAGCCUUGGUCCCAUAUGCAAAGUAGUUAAACACUGUAGUAAUGGAUUUAAUUCCUGACUGAGCUUGAAGACAUGACUGACAUAAACAUCCUCCCUAAAUUAACUGCCCAACCUUGUUUUCAAUUUGUCUCAGACCUGCCCCAUUCAAAAGAAAUUUCUUUGUAACCUUGCAACAUCACAGGAAUCAUGGAUUGAACUAAUUUCCACCUAUAAUACUGCUUGUAAUAUGCAAUAUACAAAUGCAAACGCACAAACAGACAAAAAAGCAAACAGCAACAGAACUCUUUGCUCGUUUGUCCUGAUUGCUUGUAUGAUGGACUCACUCACUGACUAUGCUGUUGUCUUUAGAGACAUGGUGUGUUCUGGAAUUGCGAUGUUAUUUUUUGGGGGUCUAAGCAGUGAAGCUGCUGGAUCCUUAUUGUAUUUGCAAGGAUUAUUGUUAGGGGUCCAAGCAGUGAAGCUCCUGAAACCCUAUUGUUUUUGCUCAUCUUUUUUUGAACUUCUUUUUUAUACUGAUUCCCUGGAAGCUCUUGAAUCCAACCCACCCUGCUACACCCAUUUCAACAUUUUCGAAAAACACAAAAGAGAAACUAAUGCACUCCUAGAUUGUUCUGAUCUGAAUCUCACAAAAUUUGGUACACAUCAUGUGAUCAAAUUUCAGGGUGUAGCCUGAGAUUAUUCUAUUGCUGAUAUCUUCUACAAAUUAAUUCACAAAUAAACAUAGUACAUGCAAUCGCAAUAACAUUCUGUAUAGGCACACCCAAUUCUGUGAAAUUCCAUCCUUAGGGGAUGCUAAAUCUGCUGCUAAAGUCUGGUGUCUGGUAAUACUAUGCAACCCCCUCAUUGCUGCUUGCAACUAUAUUUACUGCCGGAAUUUGGUUGGCUGUUAGUGGCAAUGAGUGUGCGAAUUCACAAUUAGAAUAUAGGCUAUACGCAUACCAAAUGUAGAAGGAUAACAAUUUGUAUAUAAUUUCACAUUUUUAUGUUAAGUUGUUCUUGAGAUAUCUAGUUUUAAUUCCAAACACAUCAACAGCUACAGGCCAAAGUGCUUUUUUGUUAAUUGCAGCGCCCCCUAGAGGUCAAAGGUCACCACAUUUUUAGGCGUCCUCCUAAUUGGGGUCUGAACUGCAUGUACUUAUUUUGGUUUUGAUAGCCUACAUGCAAGGGUUGCUGAGAUAUGAGCUCACUUCCUGUUUGGAGGCUUUGCCGCAAAUUUCGAUCGGCUGUUACGGGCGAACAGUUCUAGUUCCGAAGAUGAAAAGCACGUCCUGUUUGAGGCUUGGUCUGAAGAUGCUCUGUGUCAAAUUUGGUGAAAAUCCAUCAUGGUGGAAAUUGACAUCAUAGAGUGUGUUAACUCGGCUUGGUCCUAGGAUUCCAAUGAUACCUGAUUUUAUCAAAUCGGAGCAACGGGUGAAAGGUUAUGUGCAUAAAUGCACUUUCAACUUUGACCUGUUGGUGGCGUUAGAGCAUUCAAGGUACCGACAAGAAACUUGAAACUGAAAUUAAUCAUGAGACUGUCCCCAAUCAGUGUGCCAAACCAUACUCACAACCAUAAGAUUUCAGUUGUCACCAGAUUUGCCAAAAUGUCCAAAUUACAUACACCUACAAUCACCAAAGUGUUAUUCUGUACAAUAGUAAUAUUAUAUAGCUACCAACAUUGGUUGCGACUGCUGCUGUAUGUAUGGUUUCAACUUCUGCUACACUGCUUGGACCCCAUUAAUGCCCGUUUGUGGCUAUAUUCAUAAAAUUCAUUUUUACCAGCUUUUAUUACUACCUCCCUCUGACUACCUUAAUGUCUUUCAUCUCGUACUACCUUUUUAUAUCUAGUAUUGAAUUGCACUUUUAGAUUUAUUCCUAUGAAAAAUAAUAACGACAAUUCAUUAUAUUAUUUAUAAACCCACUAAUAUUGUGAGAAUUAUUAUAUACAAUUCGGAUACAUUUGUUUUUUUUUGGCCUUUACUAAUGAGUCUUUUCACUUUGUACACAGAUGU
Sardina pilchardus (European sardine) is the source of this 3857-nucleotide messenger RNA. It is a transcript of the gene znf648, whose product is annotated as zinc finger protein 648. Bases 329 to 1711 code for a protein of 460 amino acids. The record is from RefSeq and is a predicted model, not a curated record. Gene Ontology annotation, biological process: regulation of transcription by RNA polymerase II. Gene Ontology annotation, molecular function: DNA-binding transcription factor activity, RNA polymerase II-specific; RNA polymerase II cis-regulatory region sequence-specific DNA binding. The transcript is spliced from 2 exons. NCBI's taxonomy places the organism in Eukaryota, Metazoa, Chordata, Actinopteri, Clupeiformes, Clupeidae.